This is a messenger RNA of Alternaria ethzedia, 543 nucleotides long. RefSeq lists its product as uncharacterized. Gene Ontology annotation, molecular function: carboxy-lyase activity. NCBI's taxonomy places the organism in Eukaryota, Fungi, Ascomycota, Dothideomycetes, Pleosporales, Pleosporaceae. The coding region runs from base 1 to 543 and encodes 180 amino acids. The record is from RefSeq and is a predicted model, not a curated record. The transcript has a single exon.
AUGGCACCAGGCGAUAACCUACCCGAUUUUCUCACGAACACCAAGCUCGACCCCAGCUUCGACAAAGACAUUCUCGACACACAUCUAAUCUACGAUUACGAUGCGCAAGACAACGAUGGCAACCCCGAAAAAUGGCGGUACGAACUAUGGUGUUUCUCUUCGGAACGUGUCGUAUAUGCCAUCCACGGUGGUCCAAUGGCUGGCCGCAUCAACUACCAGCGCGCAACAUACCAAUGUAUCCGCCCCGGCGAACUAUGGCAGAUCAACUGGCUCGAAGAGACAGGCAGCAUCGUUUCUGCAGUCUACGACAUCAAGGAGAAGAAGAUGACGACGUUGAUCGCCUUCUCGGAGGGCCACUGGAAGAGGGCGAAAGAGGCGCUGGGCGACAAGAGGAAGAAGGAGGAUCUGGAGAGAUGGAGGGGGCUGGCUGGUGUAGGAAACCAAACGUCGAGGUUCAUGCUGAGCGAGCAGGCUCAUGUUGUAGAAGUGUUCAAAGGCAAGGGUGAACUGGUGCCGAUCAAAGAGAGCGAUCCCCUGUUCUGA